AUGGAAUUAAAUGUCAAGCUUCGCAAAGAGAAGGACGACUUACUUGCUGAUCCCAGUUUAUACAGGAAGUUGGUGGGUAGCCUUGUUUAUCUCACCAUUACUAGACUAAACAUUUCUUUUGCUGUACAGCAAGUCAGCCAGUUCCUUCAGACUCCUCGUCAUCUUCAUUUGGUUGUUGUCCAUAGGAUCAUACGCUAUGUUCAAGGCACUUCUACUCGUGGCUUGUUCUUCCCUACAAGCAAUUCUACUCACCUUGCUACUUAUAGUGAUGCUGAUUGGGCUAGUUGUGCGGACACCCGUUGCUCCAUCACUGGUUGGUGUGUGUUCUUAGGUGAUGCAUUGAUCUCUUGGAAAAGUAAGAAGCAAGACAGAGUCUCUAAGUCAUCUACGGAAUCUGAGUACCGGACGAUGUCUCUUGCUUGUUCUGAAAUCAUUUUGCUUCGAGGUUUGCUUGCAGAGUUAUAUUUUUCUGAGACCGAUCCUACACCUCUACAUGCCGAUAAUACAAGUGCUAUUAAGAUCACGACCAAUCCUAUAUACAUAAAGAGCUACAAGAGUUCUCUGAAUCUUUUCGUCCUCCAAGACUAA
Vitis riparia (riverbank grape) is the source of this 588-nucleotide messenger RNA. RefSeq lists its product as uncharacterized. Lineage: Eukaryota; Viridiplantae; Streptophyta; Magnoliopsida; Vitales; Vitaceae. The coding region runs from base 1 to 588 and encodes 195 amino acids. The record is from RefSeq and is a predicted model, not a curated record. The transcript has 2 exons.